CUUUAGGACAGGAGUGGAGAACUUUUUUUUGGUCGGAGGCUACUGACUCACAGAAAAAAAUCAAUCGGGAGCCACCCAAGUGAGAAGCAAAAAAACCCGGAAAAACCUCCAAAAACCCACAACCCUCAUUCAUAUGGCCUCCAACUGAAAUACUUCACUCUCCUCAUGGUGGGGAGAGGAUCAGGGAGGACUAAGAUUCUAGGACUCAGGCCAAGAUUUACUCUUCUGGGGUUCCAGGGAGUGAGGCGGAAGAAUAAUAUAUCCAAGUUAUUGACAUCAUGACAACCAUCAGACACAGAAAGGGAAUAAAAGUCACAGAAGUUUCUGAAGAUCAUCUUUCACAGGAGAAGAAUGUGAAGCCUGAUGGAAAAGUUCUAUCUGGUGGAAAGCUAUGGAAGAGACUUUCAUUUACAGUUGGUGGAACUGUUGCUAUAUUGCUUGGACUUCUUACUUCUGUUUAUCUUGCUACUCUACAUGAAAAUGACCUGUGGUUUUCCAAUAUUAAGGAAGUAGAACGGGAAAUUUCAUUCAGGACAGAAUGUGGAUUAUAUUACUCCUACUACAAAGAGAUGCUGCAGGCUACAUCCAUCCAACAAGGUUUACAUGGCUUAAUAUAUGAUAAUAAAACUGAAUCUCUGAGGACAAUUAACAUACUUGAAAGAAUGAAUGUUUAUCAGGAAGUGUUUCUCAGCAUUCUGUACAGGAUUCUCCCCAUUCAGAAGUAUUUAGAUCCUGUUUAUUUUUAUAUCUACACUUUGUUUGGACUUCAGGCACUUUAUGUCAUUGCUUUGUAUGUGACCAGCUGGCUUCUUAGUGGAACAUGGCUUUCAGGUUUGUUAGCGUCUUUCUGGUAUAUUACAAACAGAAUAGAUACCACAAGAGUAGAAUUCACCAUUCCAUUAAGAGAGAACUGGGCACUGCCAUUCUUUGCCGUUCAGAUAGCAGCAAUCACAUACCUGUUCAGAUCUCAUCUACAGCCUCUUCAUGAAAAACUAACACUUCUGGCAGUGUUUAUAUCAACCUUUCUCUUUAGCCUGACUUGGCAAUUCAAUCAGUUUAUGAUGCUGAUGCAAGCAUUGGUAUUAUUCAUAUUGGACUGUUUUGACAUGCUUCCCACGACAAAGGUUACAUGGGUCUACAUUAUACAAUUAACAGGCAUACUACUGGUCUGUGUUCUACAGUUCUUUAAUUCCAUGAUUCUUGGAUCUCUACUUAUAAGUUUUAAUGUAUCUGUCUUACUAGCAAGAACAUUUCAGAAAAACAUGAAAAUAGGAUGCUUACUUAAUAGACUUGGGAAACUUUUCUUCCAUGUACUCAUGGUGUUAUGUUUGACUUUUCUAGUUAAUAACUUCAUUAAGAAGAUGCUUAAUCUUGAGUCAGAUGAACAUAUAUUUAAAUUCCUGAAAGCAAAAUUUGGAUUUGGAGCAACAAGAGAUUUUGAUGCUAACUUAUACCUCUGUGAAGAAGCAUUCGGUCUGCUGCCAUUUAAUACUUUUGCAAGACUCUCAGAUACAUUACUUUUUUAUGCCUACUUAUUUGUUCUCCUACUUAUGGCAAUAGCAGCUUCUGUUGUUGCUUUUCAGAAUCUCAGUGGUUCAGCUAAUGUCCACUCCAUUGAUAAAAUGGAAAUCUGCACAAUGAUACUGAAGCCUGGAGCUGCCUAUAACUUAAUGCACACAAUUCUGUUUGGAUGCCUAGCUUUAAGCACAAUGAGAAUGAAGUACCUUUGGACAUCCCAUAUGUGUGUAUUUGCUUCUUUUGGUUUAUGCAGUACUGAAGUUUGGGGAUUUGUUCUGAAAUCUGUUCGUCUCUACACACCACAGCGGCUAUUUAUCAUUAGGUAUUUGGUUCCAAUAAUCACAUUGCUGUACCUUUCCUAUAAGCUCUUAAAGCCACAGGCUCCCAGGAUAAGGCUUGUGGCAGAAAGCUGGCCCUGGGAACUGCACCUCACUGCACAGCUCAGACUGCCACACUUACCCGGACCCACUGGCCCUCAGAGGGAGCAUGCCCAGGGCUCCCAGGACCUGCCAGGGACACCAAAAGGCAUUCACUGUCAUGGUCUGGGAGGCAGUGCCGCAUGGAGCCCGGGUUAAGCCAAACUGGAAAAGGAGGAAGAAACUGUCAGCACCAUCACCCUAACCCUGGAGCUGGUACUCCAGGGCCUGGAUGUCUCCCAGGCAUCCUCUGAGGCCAGGGAGGAAUUAUCAGGUGAGUGCUCUUAGUUUUUCACACACACAGGGUGGCGGAGGCGGGCGCUGAGGGGCUGGGGUACGAUCGUCGCUUGGCCUUCUCGUCUUGACCCUUGCAUUGCAGUUUGUGCAUGUGGAUGCAAGUGCGGCACCAGUAUGCACCACACAGCCCCACGAGGCAGCCCCAAGCCCCCCAGGCUCUUUCUCACAGGCUCUGUGGAGGCCACACACACAUCUGGCUCCCGGCAGGGGGACACGCCCUCCCACCACCAGCCACCAUUGGAAGCAUGAUGGGUACAAGGACACACAUAUGCCUGAGACAGACUGAGGAGUGUGGCACAUGGGUAUGCCUGCCUUCUCAAGGUACCACCUGCUACCAAGGACAGCGCUGCCAGGCACAGGUGUGUGUGUGGCCCUGAUGGAAGCCCAAGCUGCUCCAGGACCCUCUCCCACCCAUGAGAUACUAGAGUGGCCAGACACUUCCCUUGCGAGCUUGUCCAUGGGACGGCGGGAGGGGGUCGAGAAAUGUGGUCCCCUGGGCACCUCUGAGCCCCUGUGAGGCCUUGCUCCUGGGACCUCACCAUUGUCAUGAU
Pelodiscus sinensis (Chinese soft-shelled turtle) is the source of this 2782-nucleotide messenger RNA. NCBI's taxonomy places the organism in Eukaryota, Metazoa, Chordata, Testudines, Trionychidae. The record is from RefSeq and is a predicted model, not a curated record.